Mesorhabditis spiculigera is the source of this 450-nucleotide messenger RNA. Lineage: Eukaryota; Metazoa; Nematoda; Chromadorea; Rhabditida; Rhabditidae. The record is from the annotation of a GenBank genome assembly.
AUGCAGGCGUUGGUGCUGCUUCUUGCUUUGCCUAUUGUGUUUGCAUUUACGUAUGAAGAACGUGAACUGUUCAAUGGUCUCGGCGCCCGCGAAGCGUUCCACCUAGGAAAUUUCGAGAAGAAGAUUGCCAACCUGACCUUGGCCCAGCAAAGCGAGGAGAUCCGAAAGUAUGUGGCCACUAUUCCUGCGCACAGGCGGGAGAGCUACGAGAUGCGCAAGAUGGAGAAGAACAAGGAGUGGAAGAGGAAAAUCCACUUCUUGCGUCUGAAGGCGGUGAAGAUCCUAGGCAAGCAGAAUUACCGAAAAUCCAUGGCAGCCCUACACAAGCCUGAAUUGAACCGACAGCAGCGUCUCGAGGCAAUCCUGAAAUUUAUGAAGCGCGUUAAGCUGCUCGGCCAAAAAUCAAUCGUGAACAAUUGGGCCCGCGAGGAGAUCCCGGCCGGGAUUCAG